Molecule: messenger RNA, 1904 nt
Organism: Uranotaenia lowii
Lineage: Eukaryota; Metazoa; Arthropoda; Insecta; Diptera; Culicidae
Exons: 1
Coding region: 1293-1904 (203 amino acids)
Source: RefSeq, a predicted model, not a curated record
CAGUUUAAGUCAGCCCGUCGGUGUCGAAGCACGUGUACCCGCAAAUGAUCCACUUCUCGAUUGUGGUGUGAUGACGCGCAAACCGACGGGAUCAGCAGAAGUUCCUAUUAGCUACUCCACGCAAACGAUGCCGAUUUGUGAAAGGUCACGCGUACGGCUCCAGAAGUAGACUUCCCAGAGAAAAGAAAAAAGUUGAAGCUGGUCCUACAAUGCGUGUGAAAGUUGCCAUCAUUAACCAACAUCUCUAAGUGAAGUUAUGUGUAGCAGAAAAAAGGGCUUUCUUUAUGCCUCAUCUCGGCUCAAGAGUGCAAAACUUUUUUUUUUUCGAAGAAGAGUUUGCUGUCGCUAACUCAUUAACGUGGAUGUUAUAGGUUUUGCGGUUAAAAGUUUGGUGUGUGUUUUUUACCCCCUUGUUGAUAUUUAAUACCCGUUGAAAAGCCCAUGCUCAUGUGGUGAAUGGCUUUAGUUCAGGAAGUUGACUUCCAGAGCUUAGCUGAUUAAGACUUGUUCCCUGAACGAAGAGUCAAUUGGCAGUGAUUAUAUUUAGAAUGUCAAGACGACCCAUAUUAAUUACAUCAGGAAUGGAAGUUGUGCUGAUGUGACAAUGUUCUUUAAUCAGUUGACCGUGAAUUUAUGAUUGGUUGUGGCGCAGAUUGGUGUUAUUCGGGCUUGGAAAGCGAAGGGAAGAAAGAAAUGAAAAAAUGGCCUAAUUUGAUUGUUUGGUGUUCCGAAAGUUCCCUCCAGUCGCAUGCAGCGAGCGAAACUUGGCGAAAAAAGUGAAGACCCACUACGGUCAAUAUAAACCCGUUACGUAAAGUUGGCUCGCAUUCUUCUCCGUCAAGUCGUUUAUUUCUUCCAUUUCAAUUUCAUUCGAAUGGUUCCUACAAGUUCCACGAAACAAAACCGAAACAUUGCUGGCAGGCGAACAUGCCGAGAACCGAGAAACAGCAAUAAAAACAAGCGUUAGGCAAGUUACACUAUAAAACCACGCUCUAGCCACAAAGCCUUCCUAGCGCAAAAUCUGAAAACGAAAACAAUCCAACCGUAUACCAUCAAUCGUCUUACGCUAUUGGAUGAAUGGAUCGUCAUAGAAGCCAGCCAGUGAAGAAUUUUGGUAUGUGAUGAAACCCAACGCCAGCCACGAUGGUUUGUUGCAAACAAUUUCAAUCGACCUUACUGUCGUAAUGUUUGCUUGGAUUGGUUGCUAAUAAUCUUUGGUCCACAUCUAGUCAUCUGAAACGAUAAUUCAGGAUUUGUAAAACCUGGAGUCGGCUUCCGGAAACCCUUCCAAAAUGGGAGUUGGCGAAGAUGAACUCCCAAGCUUGGAGUACAUUGAAGAUCCAUACAUUCCCAAGCUGGACAACUGCAUUACUCCAUCGCUUGACGACAUCAACGAUUUCAAUCCAGAGGAUGAUGAUUUGGGCGACGAACAAACGUGGCCAGAUGAAACCGAGCUCUAUCUGCGAUCGCUUACACUGGACCAGAUUCUCGGCGUGUCGUCCGAUGAGGAGAUAACCGAUCCAGAAGUGGAACUGCAAACAGUAGAAACGGAAUUCAGUCCACCUCUGCCACAACCGGACCAGCUAGAUCCGAAAAUGUCUCCUAAUCGGACCGGCGUCGGAGUCGUUCGGAGCCUUUUCGCCGGCAAACUUCUCAACCGUGGCAGUGGCGCACGUUCGGGUCCUUUCAAACUCUUCAACAAGAAGCAUAUGCGAGACGUUCGGGUAACGUUCAUCGAUUUUUCGAAACCUUACCUGGCCCGGAUUUCGAGCGGAGACAACUAUAAGAGCUUUCUGAACAUCGGGAGUGCAGGUAUUGAUAAAAAACUGAUAAAAAUAAAAACAACAAAAAACUUCAAGCCUCUAGAACCCAAUUUUUUUGUUGAAAAAAAUACACAGAAAUAG